CCAAGGGGAGGUUUUAGGGGCUAUUUCGGCCCCAGCCGGUGCUGUGAAGCUUUUAGUCCAGCAUGAGACAGCAAAGGGUGAGCACCCAAGUUUUCACACAUUAAAGGUGCUGAAGGGGACCAAAGCCCUCGGGGAUACCAUCAGCCCAAAGGAACGAACAGUGCCAUCAUGUUCAAGACCAGCUACCUGCGCGAGGUGCGCAAGGAAAAGUACGAGCGCUCGGACGUCUUCGAGGACGACACGGAGGACUCCGAACACUCGGCGGGCAUUUCAGCCAUCCAAGGCUGGGAGAGCCUUCAGGAGCUCAACAGCCGCUUCGCCCGGUACAUCACCCGGGCACGGGUCCUGGAGCAGCGAAAUGCCGUUUUCCGCAAGCAGCUGGAGACGCUGCAGAGGAUGGAGGAGGCCAGCGGCCUGGAGGAGGCCUUCACGGAGCAGAUUGAUGUCAACAGGCAGCGCAUCAGAGAGCUAUGCUCCGACCGAGCCAAGCUGGAGCGAGAGCUGAAGGAGGCCUGCCGCAUGCUGGAUGAAUUCACCAGCAAGGAGGAAAAAAGGAAGAGGAAGAAUUCAGCCGAGUUCACAGGGGAGACCAAAAGCCGUCUGGCACUCACUGAAGCGGACAAUGCUCUCCUGGGAAACCUCGAGUAUCAGAUCCAGUCUCAGUUCCUGCAGGAUGACAUCAAUUCCACCAGAGACAGGCAUAAGAAGAACCUUGCAGAGAUCCAAACCUAUGUAAACAUUUUGCAGCAAAUCAACCAGACACUUCCACUUGUUCCCAAUGUGUCAGUUGGCAUCUCUGAGGAGCAAGAGAGGCUGCUGGCUGAGAGGAAAGUGCCGGGGCUUAAAAGUCAGCUGGAGGAAUUCAAGAGCGCCCUCUGUCAGCUGCAAGCUCAGAAGCAACGCCUACAGAAUGAAACUGCAAUGCUGGAGCAAGCCAUCAAAAAUACACAAGAUAGUUAUGACAAUGAAAUCCAGAUGUACAAUGAAAAAAUUGAAUCGCUGCGAAAGGACAUUGAGGAAGCUGAGAGGUCUUUGGAGAAUUACACCAGUGAAUGUCGCCACCUUGCCAUGUAUGAGACAUCUCUUGAGAAUGAACUAGAGAGGUACAAGAGGAUCAUUGAAAAUGAAGACAACAGGCUGAAUUCUGCAAUAAUUGGUACUCCCAUUACCCUGUUCACAACUAAUUACCGCUACACUCACACACCUACAGCCUCAAGCAAGGGGAGGGACAUAACCCAGGCUAUCCAAGAUAUCACAAGCAUUAAGCCGCGCCAGAAGAUACUGGCCAAAAAGGUCAUGAAGAAGAAAGAGCUGACUGCAAAAGAUGUAAUUGAAGGCGUUCAGGAGGAGAGAAAUGACAGAGCCAGUGGAGAGGCCGGAGAUGAAGAAACGAGGGGAGCCCCAUCUGUUGAAGUGCAGGAGGAGGCAGUGAAGAGAAAAGAGCAGAGACCUCUUCACACCGGAGUUUCUCCACAAGACGUCCCAGAUGGAGCUCAGAUUAGCAAGGCCUUUGACACUCUGUGUAACAUUGUCAGAGACAGAAUGAGAAAGUACAAGAGGCCUGAGCCCAUCGCCGAUUUCUACACCAAGGGCCGUUAUGUCCUUGUAAGCGGUGAUGGCAGCUACCUGGAUCCCUGCUUCUACACCUCCACACCCUCAGCUGGCCACAUCUUUGUCACAAUCAGAGAUGGAAUAAGAUGGCCAUAUGAGCCUUAUGAACCAUACACACCAUCUCCUCCACUCCCUCAGCCUAUAAUAGACCCAAGGCCUCCCAGUCCCGGCCAUCCUGGAGAUGCAGGAGGAAAGGACAACAACAAGGGCUCAAGAGGAAAAGACAGUGACCCGAGGCCAAAAAAUUCUACCCCCGUCCUUCCACCACCUGGCCCAAGCUCCCAUGACCCCACUCCUGGUGCCACUAAGCCCAAGAAAAACAAAGAUGAUAAUGGCCCAAGUGGGCCAACUCCAAAGUCCGCACCCCGUGGGGCUAGCACCAGUUCCUGCACGAGCACCACCGGUUACAGCAGCUUCACCCCUGACGCAAUGAGCUAUGAGAAGGUGGAGCUCGUGGAGUCUGUGGAGAAGAUCUCCAGCGAUCGCAAAGUUAAAGGUUAUGAGGAGACCUCAAUGAUUGUGGAAACCAUGAUUGAAAAGUCCAGCAAGAAGAAACACUGAAACCACGACAGCACAGUCCUACAUGUUUAACCCGCGGUUUAAACACUCGAGGUUUCGUCUCUUAAGAAGACCAACCAUGCUUAAAGACCAACAACACAUUCCUGCUCUGAGAUUCAUAGUUCUUCCAUCACUUGCAGUCUCUGGUCUUGUGUCCAGAAAAACCUUUGCUGGCUCUAGUCUUGCUGUUGUUAUCCAGCUUACACCAAUGCUCAUGCUGUGAGUCCUUUACUGUCUGAAAACUUGGGAAAAUAACAUAUAAAAGCUUUAGCCACCAGUAAAAAAAGAAAAGAGAAAGAAAAUAUAACGCUAAGAAAAAAAAAUUGGAAGUUGUGCCACCCUUAGAACUCCAACGUUCCCCUUUAAGCUAAUUUGUUCAAUUGGAUGCCAUUGCCUGCCCUUAACACAAUUUUGCUGUGUAUAAAUUUGCUUUGAUAAUGAAUGAUAAUAAAAUUCUCAAACACAGA
This is a messenger RNA of Menidia menidia (Atlantic silverside), 2636 nucleotides long. NCBI's taxonomy places the organism in Eukaryota, Metazoa, Chordata, Actinopteri, Atheriniformes, Atherinopsidae. The record is from the annotation of a GenBank genome assembly.